GCCGGCAGAUUGAACGCUUUUCGGUAGGUGGAAGGAUAAAUUCUAGAACUCUGUGCUCGGGCUUCCAAUUGGUCCACUUCUUAUGUUACUAUUAUAUUAACCAGUCAGUUAAAGAACCAGCUCUACCGCUCAGUCGAACUCGCCUUAUUCAUUUCCCCCACUGCUCCCAGCUCUCUUCGUCUUCUUCAUCCUCAUCCGUGAGAAAAAAAAAAAAAAACCAGGGGGUGUUCUGAGGUACGCGCGCGUCGUUUCUUGCUUCUUUCCUUACGCCACUUCCAGAUUUUCCGAACACGAUAACGCUCUUGAUUCGGCUUGCCGCCACAAAAUCUCGUCUCCGAUCGGAGUUUAUUGGCUAUUUCUGUUGUUUUGUCGUUUCUCUGAUUCUUCUUUCCCUGACGAUCUGUGUAUUUUCGGUUGGAUUUCUGGUCUUUUUUGUUGCUGUGUGACGGUUUGUUUCUCACUUGCUCGAGCAUUCAGUCGAGCGAUUCUGAGCUCGCGCUUUCUGCUUUGUUUGGCUGUGGAUAGAGCGGUUGCUUCGUGGUCGUAGAUCACGACAUAGUUUCCUGAUUGAACACUACUUUUGGUAAAGGAUGACGUUGAUGGCGAAGCUGAUCUUUUAGAGACUGUAGUUCCUUCUUCUUACGCUGUAGCAGCUUAGCUUGUCGUUCUAAUGGCGAUGUAUGUCUUGUAGAGACUGUAGUAUGCGCUUUAAGCCUUGCCUUGGCUUGUUGUUCUUUAGUUGUAUUCUGACAACGAUGGACUAGAGAGAGAGAUUGAGUGCCCUGGCAAAUAAUGAAGAGCAUGGUAGAUUAAGUAUCAGUUGAAUGAUACGCGGUAACUCUUUGCUUUUGGUAUUUCAUGGACUGAUUGACGAACUAGAGUUUGUUGUAAUCUGCAAUUGGUUGGGUGCCUUCAGAUGCCAGGAUUGCAGCUCGUUUUUCAACAGAAAUCUUUUGGAACAGAUUCCAGUUCUUGCCUUUUUUGGAUAGUUGAUUUGAUUUCUUGAGCUUUAGCUUUGAGAUGUGCUUAUAGAUUCGUUGUAGUGGUUAUUUUCUGGUCUGAAAUUGAUGUGCAGUUUUAAAUCCUGUCCAUUUAGAUCACAUUAGAGCAAAAUGGUGAAGGCAGUUGUUGUGCUUGGAAAUAGUGAUGGCGUCAAAGGGACUGUCUACUUCACCCAGGAAGGCGAUGGUCCUACCACCGUGACAGGAGACAUCUCUGGUCUCAAGCCUGGGCUUCAUGGCUUCCAUGUCCACGCCAUGGGAGACACAACAAACGGCUGCAUGUCAACUGGCCCACAUUUCAAUCCUCACGGCAAAGUACAUGGAGCUCCAGAGGAUGAAGACCGCCAUGCUGGUGACCUGGGAAAUGUUACAGUUGGAGAUGACGGUACUGCAACUUUCACUAUUGUUGACAAGCAUAUCCCUGUUACUGGUCCACACUCCAUCAUUGGUAGGGCUGUUGUUGUUCAUGCUGAUCCUGAUGAUCUCGGAAAGGGUGGACACGAACUCAGCAAGAGCACUGGCAAUGCUGGUGGAAGGAUUGCUUGCGGCAUUAUCGGGCUGCAAGGUUAAGAGAUUUGGCAUCACUCAGGUUUCCUUGGCUGCUUGAAUAAAUGGUAAAAAUGCUCGAUGAAUGUCGAACGAGUCAAUGUUGUCAAGGGAGAGAGAGAAUAUGUGUGAGGGAUAAGGAAAAAAGGGGAAAAAGAACGGGAGAGAACCUUCUUGAAUAAGAGAACAAGAACUCUACUUUGGUGUACCUUCUUUAUAGCUGGAUUUCUGGUUAAUCAGCUUGUAGUUUGAUUUUCUUACAUUGGAAUGUGAGGAAUAUAUGAAGUCUCUAGUUCACCUCUUACUCUCUGAGAUGCGAGGUAGUCGUUGAAUGGGAGUCAACAAUAUUUGUGCCCUUGCUCUGGCAGCGGCGUUAAACGACCCCGCAACUUAGGACAAACCCACCAGAAAUGCCAAUCGAAACAACUGCGGUUGGCUAGAUCUUGUGGCUUGGUUGCAGCAGCAGGUGUUAAGGUGGGCGGAUCGUGGGUAACCCGAUGAUCUUGCAUACUUCUAAGUUCUAAGAAAUUAUGCUGUUGGUGGAAGAUGAAGUUCCAAUCUCCUGAAAUCCUAAUAAAGGGUACAAAACUUGGAUGUGGAAAUGGGGAUCAGGUAAUUAAGAAACGACGCCUAUUUUUAUUCCCUACUAGCUUUUUUAAAUAAAAAUAUAUUUCCCAGAGAAAUAGGGGGGGGGGGGGGUUGAUCAUGUAUAGUAUAAGGGUAGUAAUCAGUUUGUCGGUUAUCGGUAUAGUCGGCAAUUGAACAACUAAUCGCCAUGGGAAAUCCAGUAAUCAGUACACCGAUCCCUUCCCUUAAUAACCAGCGGUAUAUAGGUAUCCUCUCUAUCUUCUUACUUUAUGUUAUGAAUUGCUUCUGGAUGUGUUUCUGUUGGAAACAGCAGGAGCGAAGGGAGGGCUACGAGAUGGUGACAAGAGUCUUGUUGGGGACGCUCGAGACGACGGAGAAAAUGCCAACUAAAGAUCUGGAUUGAGAGAGGAGGCACCCGUAUCUAUAGAAACCCCAAAAAAAUCCCUAAUCUGGCGGCAACAACGACUGGUGGUAUGCUGGUCUGGAGGCUGGAAUAUUGGUGGGCGGCGAAGAGAAAACUUCUUCGAUACCAUCAUGUGACGACGGCGGUAGGCGGCGAUUACUCAAAGAGUAGGGUUAGGGAGAGGAGAUUGAGAAAGAGAGGAGGGUUGGGGAGAUGAGAUCGAGAGAGAGCAAAGUCCUCUCACAAUCAUGUAGAUCAAUGAUAGAACCCGGGAUUAGGGUUCUAUCGAGAAUUGGGGAUUUAGGGAUUAAGAACAGAAUUAGGGAUUUGAGAAGAGAAAGAUAGAGAAUCGGCAUAGGUCUUUAGAGGGAUUGGGAACAAGAAUUGAGAGGAUUGGGAGAAUAGGGUUUAGGAGAUUGUUUCUUAAUAUUCUUCUUGACUGAUUAUGAAUGAAGGACCAAUUACAUA
This is a messenger RNA of Linum trigynum, 3006 nucleotides long. Lineage: Eukaryota; Viridiplantae; Streptophyta; Magnoliopsida; Malpighiales; Linaceae. The record is from the annotation of a GenBank genome assembly.